This is a messenger RNA of Entrophospora sp. SA101, 2676 nucleotides long. The record is from the annotation of a GenBank genome assembly. Lineage: Eukaryota; Fungi; Glomeromycota; Glomeromycetes; Entrophosporales; Entrophosporaceae.
AUGUCAUCUAUUCCUUCAAAUCAAAUAAUUUUUGAAUGGUGUGCAGACCUGAAAAAGCUUGAUUUAUAUCUUAACUCCAUAAAUCAAUCACAAAGCAAAGAAGGCGUAAUACUGUUAAAAACAUUACUUAAAAAAGAUGAUUUUCCAAAAAAUAUUACAUGUGAAAGCAUUGAUGAUUGUUUUUUUUUUUCAUUGUCUACACAUCAAUUCCAACUAGUUCAAGCUGCUUGCAAGGUGAUACUAAAAACUCAAUUGUCACUACAAAUUAUUGAAUCCAACACACCAAUAAAUGUUCAACCAGUUCUUUUUCGAAGCUUAUUGAGUUAUGGACGAGACUUCUUUGGGAAUGAUCCACAAAACAAUCCAAUUAUUUUAUAUCAUCGUUGGAUAAUAAGGUCAAGUUCAAAUAAUAUUGAAUUUGAAAUAAAUUUAGAUCAAAAUAAGAAAUCAGCAGAACUCUUAAAUGAAUUAUAUGUAAAAAUGACUGAGCAACUUAUGUCAAAUUCAACAACAAAUUCUGUUGACCGUUUAUUUUGUAAUCAAUUAGCCUAUGAAUUAGGCGAAUAUUAUUUUGCUGUUGAUAAACAUUUAGCAAUAGAUUUUUUAUGUAGGUGUCUAUUAGAAAGUGAUGAAUCAAUGAUAGACCAUCAGUCUUUUUGCACAAUAAAUCAGCCAAAGAUUUUACCAUUAGUUACAUCACUUAAAGAAGUAAAAAUAAAGUUCAAUACAUUAAAUAAAAUAUUGUACUUUCAACAAAACCAAGAUUACGAAGGGGUGUAUAUUUUAUUGUUUAGAUUACUAUUAGAUAAAAAGAAAUUAGAUACUCAUUCACAUGAAGAACUUUCUUAUAGUCUUAGAAACAAUUUAGUGAAUGAGGCUAUGAAUUUACAACAGGAACAUUCUGCAAUUAAAAUAGCAAUCUGCAAUGCUUUAGAUUUAGAUGAAAAAAUGUUGGAUCAGAUACCUUUAUCAUGUAUUCAAUAUCUUGGCAAUUAUUUUAAUGAGGAACUUUUAAAAGAUAUUAUUGAAAUAUUUAAGAAAUUAUUUGGAAAUUAUCCUGGUGUUAAUAUGAGUGCAAAUAAAAGAGAAUUUAUCAUACAGCUUAUUAGUAAAAUUAAUAAUGAAGAUGUUUGGAAUUAUAUUUGUAAAACUGAAGGAUUUGAAUUUAUACAAUAUUCAAUCGAAAAUAAUUUAGAAGAAUUUUCUUCAUUAUUUGUACCAUAUAGUCACAACAUUGAUUCUAUGGAAAUUAUUGAGGUACUUGAUAAUCAACAAAAAGAUGAUUGGACAGAAAUUGAUCAUUUGAUAAAAGAUGAUAUUAAUAAUAGCCAUGAAAAUAUUAAUAAUCUAGACAAUUUAGAUACAAUUAAAACAUCUUGUAAUAAUAUUUUAAAUAGGAUUGGUAUUAUGAACAUACAAGUUCUUGAAAGUAUUGCAUUAAUUAUGAUUGAAUCUCAUUGUUGGGACUUUCUUGAAACAUUUUUAUCAAAUCUGAAUACAAGGAGGAAAAAUAUCAAUAAUGGAAAAUAUGAACAAAUAUUCCUGUUUUGUGAUAUUAUGAUUCCAUGUGUUCAGAUUUUGAAAUUUUUUUCAAAAUAUACAAAAGAUAUAAUAUGUGUUGAAAAUCAUAGUGUAAAACUUCAAAAGCAUUUUGAUAUAAUAUUUGAUAUGAGUUUUCAAGAAAUAAGAAAUAUUCGUGCAGCAUUUUAUAAUUUUGUUAAAGCUUUAACAUUCAGAGGAAAUGAUUAUAAAUUGGUUCUUGAUUUUUUUGUAAGAAUAAAAAAAGUUGUAUGGAUUCAUCAAAUUUUCAGAAGUUUAAUGGCAGGGUAUUUAUGUGAAACUCAAAGACAGAAAAAAUAUAAGAAAUUAAACACCCAAUUAUAUGGACCAUUCACAAUACUAAUGAUGUCAACUAGUUGUGCAACAGAAAUUUGGCCUGAUAGAGGAUUACAUCAAUUGAGAAAGGUUCUUAAUGAAAAAAUCAAAAGAAUAAGAUAUGAUAUAACUGAAAUAUUAAUUGAUUGGUGUAAGCUAUCUGCAAAAAAUGACAAUCAACCAACAUAUCAAACGGAUCUUAUUUUAUCAAAUAUUUAUUAUUUACAAGGCUCUCCAUUGAAAUCACUGAGUUUGGAUGCAAUUGCAUCAAUGACUUUUUUUUUUACACGAUUGGAAAAAAUUGAGGAAUCUCUUGUUUCAUUUGAACAAAUAAUAAGAUGUUGUAUCUCUAGAAAAGUAUUUCAUCAAUUUAAUCGUGAUGAAAUAACUUAUAUUGAAACCAGCUAUUUGCUUGACAUUUCUUUAAGUAAUGGGUCAUUGAAAACUUCCCAGUUUGCAAAUUAUUUAUGGGAAACCCAAUUAUUAAAAUAUAUUUGCAGUGAUGCAACAUCUUGUAAUGAAGUAGUUAAAUGGUUGAAAUCGAUUCUUUUUGAGGAAUCUCCUGAAAUGUUUCCAGAUAGUUUUGUACGAGAAGCCUACAAAAGAUACUUAUUUAGACCUAGAAUAAAACUUAUUGGAUUGGACAUUGAUCCAAAACAUUUAACUAAAAGAAUUGAAAGUAUAAAACAAGAUUUUCUUGUUGUUUUAAAUGAUUGGAUUAGCAAGGAUUAUGAGGGUUGGCGCCUCGUGGAAAAUAUGUUGGACAUGUCUAAUGCAUAUCCAAUGCCUGUGUCAAACUGA